UGACGUAAUUCGUGCUCGUAGUCUUUGCUAAAGCUCUCUAAUAUCAAAAUACGCACGACUGUUACGAGAAUUGAAAAUAGUAAUUACUCGUGACUUUUAUUUGCUGUUUGUAGAUACUUUUUAAAUAAAGAUGGCAAAUUCCAACAUACUUUUGAUGGGUUGCCCGGGAGCUGGCAAGACAACUGUUGGAAUGAUAGUUGCCAAGUUAUUAGAAAUGAAAUUUAUCGACUUUGAUUCCGAUAUAUUGGAAAAAGUUUGGGGGAUGAAAGUUGCUGACAAGUUGAAAGCAUUGGGAUCAGAUCAAUUUAUAGAAACAGAGGGUGAAGUAUUUUUACAGCUUGAGGCCAGCAAAUCUGUAAUAUCGCUAAGUGGAUCUACUCCAAUGUAUACUCACUUUAAAUCUCAUGCUCAAUCUUUGGGACGAAUUUUCUUUCUUGAUGUUUCACAUGAAGACAUUCUUAAAUAUUUAAACAAGAAAACUACAGAUGGUGCCAAUGCCAUUGUAGGCAAAUAUGAGGGAAUGACUUGGGCUGACAUUAUAGAAUACAGACAGCAGUUUUAUGUUCAUAACUAUGAUGCAAGGAUAAUUUGUGAGCAAGAAGCACCAACAUCCAUUGCUGCAAAGUUGGUGAAAUUGUGGAGACAUUUAGAAGGGAAUAAUGGCUAUAAGAGUACAAGAAGUUUGGUUUUGGAAGAGAAACAAAAGUCAUUUUUUGAUGUUGUGAUAGAGGGGCUAGCUCAGGAUGGAGGAUUAUAUAUUCCAUAUGGAGGAAUACCCUAUUUUACUGCAGGUCAGUUGCAACGACUUAUUCCAUUGUCCUACACAGACCGUGCUGCAAUGAUAUUAGAGGCAUGGAUAGAUCCAACUGAACUACAUCCAUCUCACUUACAUCACAUGAUUAGACAAGCAUAUUCUAGUUUUGAAGAUGAACAUGUGGCACCAGUAAGAAAAAUAGAUGAUCGUAUUUAUAUUCAAGAAUUAUUUCAUGGCCCAACAGCAUCGUUCAAAGAUCUUGCACUUCAACUCAUGCCUUUGAUAUUUGACGAGGCUGUUGCCAAUGAAAGAAGAAAAGGAUCAUCAGAGAAAGUGAAAUACUUAAUGUUAGUUGCAACAUCAGGGGACACUGGCAGUGCUGUACUUCACGGUUUUAAAGAUUGUUAUAAUGUUGCGGUAAUGGUGUUUUAUCCCAAGAAAGGUAUCAGUGAAACACAACGGAGGCAAAUGACGAGCAUGAGGGCAAAAAACAUCAAAGUCAUUGGUAUUGAUGGAGAUUUUGACUUUUGUCAAACUACAGUCAAACAAAUAUUCACAGAUAAAGAUUUUGCAACCAAAGUCUUGAAUAGUUAUGGAUAUAAAUUGUCUGCAGCAAACUCAAUCAACUGGGGUAGGCUAUUACCUCAGGUAGUCUAUCACAUGUCUGCUUAUUUGGACUUAGUUAAACAAGGAGAAAUCUCAUUUGGCGAACCCAUUGAUAUUUGUGUUCCAACAGGAAAUUUUGGAAAUAUUCUUGCAGCAUUUUAUGCCAAGGAAAUGGGUGUUCCAUUCCAAACCUUAAUUUGUGCAUCCAACAGCAACAAUAUCCUUCAUGAAUUUUUGUCAACUGGCAAGUAUGACAUGCGUGAACGACAGCUCCAGAGGACCAUCUCUCCAUCCAUAGAUAUAUUGAAAUCUUCAAACUUGGAGCGAUUUCUGUUUCAUGUGACCAAAGACAGUGACUACAUCAGAACUUUGUUUCAGCAGCUAUCAAGAGAGAAAUUUUUUCAGAUUCCCAAAAGUUUACUAGAACAAAUAGGAAGCAUUGUUGAGUCAGGAUGGGUGAAUGAUGAUGAAAGUAAGAAAACAAUAAGAACAUUUUAUGAAAACAAACACUACCUUCUUGACCCACACACUGCAGUUGCUGUGAAUGUAGCAAUAAAAAGAGAAUCUUUAAGAAAGGUGAUAGUUUCAGGUACAGCUCAUUAUGGUAAGUUUGGAAAAGAUGUUUUGCUGGCACUAGACACAGCACUUGAGAGCGAGAGUCCUCGUGAGAUAUUGAAAGAACUGGAUGAGUUACAAGUUGAGCCAAAAAUGAACAAGAGUUUAAAAAAAGCAAUGGUGCAAAAUGAAGUGCAAAGCAAUUACUGUGAAAGAAAUCUUGAAAUGAUUAAAGGAAUCAUUUUUGAUUUUCUUAAGCAACUACAACAUGUAUAAUGCAUCAAGAAUCAACAUGGAUAUGAAAAAAUAAUUUGUGAAAGAAAGGAUAAAUUUAGGUUAUCAACAGAUUUUUGACUUUAUAACAAAGCUAUCUUCAGACAGAAUAAUAAACAAUAUUUUACAAACACAUAAUUUUGAAACAAGUAUGUUACUUGUGAACUAACCUAUAAUGAUUCUCUCUUUUUCUUCUUCUUUGUCUUUGAAGUGCUCAUGUGCUAUAAAGAAAAGUAAGUGAUCUUAAUCAAUUGAUAACCCAUAAUUUGAACUUCCAAUGAUUUUACAAACGUUAUGAUAAAUGUCGAAAUAAUGGAAAAAUUUAUUGUGGAAAAAUGUAAUUCUUUGAAUAUAAACAGUAAAUUUUGAUAUAAUCAUAAAA
This is a messenger RNA of Xenia sp. Carnegie-2017, 2570 nucleotides long. Its product is annotated as threonine synthase-like 1. The record is from RefSeq and is a predicted model, not a curated record. Gene Ontology annotation, molecular function: pyridoxal phosphate binding. Gene Ontology annotation, biological process: amino acid metabolic process. Gene Ontology annotation, cellular component: cytoplasm. NCBI's taxonomy places the organism in Eukaryota, Metazoa, Cnidaria, Anthozoa, Malacalcyonacea, Xeniidae.